CAUCAGUCAUUGCUUAACAUCCAACCUUCCCCUACACAAUGCCCUCCAACUCCUCCCGUUCGUCUACCCAUCGAGGAAAGCACGGAAAGUCCUCCUCGUCCUCCUCGUCGUCUCACAAGCACUCCUCCAAGUCCGCAAGCAAGCCUAGCAACAGUGUUGUCAAGGCGUCUGAGCACGACAUCUACCACCAAGAGAAUACCUCUUUGUGGCAAGAUGUCAAGUCCACGGAGGGGAACCCUAGCACGCUCGUCCUUGCUCUUGUAGCACCGGAGCAACGCAAGGCCAUGAACAAGCUUAUCACUGACAAGAUCAAGAAGAAAAAGAUACGAUCAUCCGUUGUCGUCACUACCCAAGACCAACUCCAAGAGCAUCUCGGAAGCGCUAUGACUAACAGCAUCGCCGCCAAGAAAGCUUUCAAGACUUUACAUCUCCUUGUGAGCUCCACAGUCGCUCAGUUGACAUACAACACCGACGGCUUUGUCGACCAAGUUUUCAUCAGGCCUUGCGGAGCUGGUGGGCGACCAGAUGCUCUUCGAAUUGGAAGCUCCUCCACCUACUGUGGUUUUAAAACCUAUGCUUGGGACGCUCGUCCUCACCAGCUGCAACAGAGCAAGAAGGAGUUGACUCAUCUCGAGGGCUGCAACUUUGACCUUAGUGACUGUUCAGAUGAAGCCAUUCGUCUUCUUCAGCAGCCAAGGGAUGUUGUUAAUCUUUCACACGAUGUGAAAUACAACGUCAUGCAGCAAGUCCUAGAGCUUAGAGACACAGAAGUCAGUGAGAAAGCCAGAGAAUCGUCUGACUGUUGCGCUGAUGGCACAGAAACAUGGUUCCAGAAAUGGAAGAGCCUUCUAGCCACGGUCAUGGCAGCUGGUGCUGGUGCUGGUGUAGCUGGCAUGGCCAGCGGCUUCUGGAUGAGCGCUGGGGGCAUACUGGUCAAGGGGCCUUGUGGGCUCUACAUGGCCGCUGGGUAUGCUACAGUAGCUGGUGCCGGAGCCGUCGGUGCUGCCGGAAUCGGCUCAGCAGUCGCCGCUUAUGGCAUGGUUUACUUUAUUCCAUGGGAUCGUGUCUGGAGUUUACUUCGAGCGAAACUUUGGCAGAUUUGGGACAAGAUCUGGGAAGUUCUCGUUUGGAUCAAGGACAAGCUGGCCGAAUUGGCUACUCAGGAAGUACCAUUGUUUGCAGGGAAUUAUCACAAAUAA
This is a messenger RNA of Fusarium redolens, 1199 nucleotides long. RefSeq lists its product as uncharacterized. The record is from RefSeq and is a predicted model, not a curated record. Lineage: Eukaryota; Fungi; Ascomycota; Sordariomycetes; Hypocreales; Nectriaceae. Bases 39 to 1199 code for a protein of 386 amino acids. The transcript has 3 exons.